Petromyzon marinus (sea lamprey) is the source of this 3692-nucleotide messenger RNA. RefSeq names its product adapter SH3BGRL-like. The record is from RefSeq and is a predicted model, not a curated record. Gene Ontology annotation, cellular component: cytoplasm. NCBI's taxonomy places the organism in Eukaryota, Metazoa, Chordata, Hyperoartia, Petromyzontiformes, Petromyzontidae.
GGAGGGAGAGGCGGGGUUCUCGCUUGCUCUGCUUAAAGCGGAGAAAGGAAGUCGAACGUUUGAAUAAAAAAAUAAAGAUAUAUAUAUAAAAUAAAGGGAGGCAGUGGCCGUCAAAGAGAGCGAGAGAGAAGGAGCGGUCGGCAGUCGGUGGUAGUGGUGGUUGUUGAGAAUUAUUCCCCAUCCUUGACCGGGCCAUUGUGUGCGUGAAGACGACAUCACAACAACAACAUCAUCAGCAUCAUCAUCAGCAUCACAACCUUCCUGGUGUGACUCCCUAACCGCAUGGGUUUGCAACUAAUACACUCAUAAGCACGAGUCGUGUGGUCGUUCAAGUGGCAAGGAAGACGUCGCUACAACAACCGCCGCCGCCGCCUGUGUCAUCUCCAGCGACAUCAUCAUGGUUAUCCGGGUCUUCAUCGCGUCUUCCUCUGGCUCUAUGGCAAUCAAGAAGCAGCAGCAGGACGUGCUGGGCUUCCUGCAGGUGAACAAGAUCGAGUUUGAGGAGUGCGACAUAGUCGUGAGCGACGAGAACAAGCGCUACAUGCGCGAGCACGUGCCGCGCGACCACUGCCCCACCAGCGGCGUGCCGCUGCCUCCGCAGAUCUUCAACGGCGAGUCCUACCUCGGGGACUACGAGUCGUUCUUCGACGCCAAGGAGAACAACGCCGUGUUCACGUUCCUCGGCCUCACUCCCCCGCCCGGUUCAAAGGAGGCAGAGGCUCUGGCUCGGCAGUAACCGUGGACGGGUCUGGUACCCGCCGGGAGCUGCUUCACAUUCCCUCGCGGCUUCCGGCGGAAGAUUCCUCGGGGCAAUCCUCCGGCAUUCCGCACAGAAGAAACCCAGACGGAAUUCCUGACGGAACAAGAAAAUCCCCACCCUUCUUUUUGAUCCUUAGUAAGGAUAUCGUUGUUUUGUUGUUGUUGUUGUUGCCGUCGUCGUCAUUGUCGUCGUCGUCGUUGUUGUUGCAAGUUUACCCGUGCUGAUAUUUAACGAGCAAAUGACAAAACGUUUUGUACGCGCGCACGCGUUCACCUGUAAUGCACGCACACACGCGCACACGUGCACGCGCGUGAGCUUCACAGUGCCGAUCCACGGUGACGCUCGCACACACUCGGACGCCUGUCACCGCGGCUGCUCCUUCGCCAAGAGACAAAACGCCUCCCGUGUCGCCAUACAGAAGAUUGAGCAAACCGCUGUUCGCAAGGUAGCGAGUCGCGAGCGCCUCUCGAGGCCGGCACGGCACGCGAGCUGGUGGCAUUGUGGCCAGCGCCACGCCCGGCCGCAUCAGUCUCCCCACCGCCGCUCGUGUUUACACACCGCACCAAAGUAAGGGAUUGACGUAGGGGGGAGGCCCAGGACCGGUUCAGAUAAUCACCACUGGGGUCAGCCGUGGCCAGAAAUCGAACUCGGGAUGCCAAGUCCAUAUCGCAGUGCCCUAUCCGUGGAGCUACCACUCCACCCACAUGGCCAUGCGCAGGACGCUCGUAUUGCCUACGCAGACUACUGGGGCAAUUCCUGUUAGGGACUACAAAGAUAAAAGACAAAGAUCCCCCGUGUAUAGCCUUCACAGGCGAGUGCUGUUAGCGAAUAUCAUCGAUGAAGGCCGGCACGGCACGCGAGGGAGUAGGUGGCCAGCACCACGCCCGGCCGCCUUUGUCUCCUUAGUGACGAUGUUUGCACACCGCACCCCAGGUACUCAACGAACCGAGUGGGGAGGCCCAGCGCCGGUUGAGAUAAUCAUCACUCGUGUUGGCCAUGAGCGGGAAUCGAACUCGUGUCACCGGGUUCGUAGCGCAGCGCGCUAACCACUGCGUCGACCAGGGGUGACAUUCAACAAAUGUUAAUUUCAAGAAUGAUUAAGAGUCAGGCUGUUGAACUAGACGCCAUCGGUUGGCGACACGCUCUGACGAUGCAGUUGCAUGGAGUCCGCCAGACCGAGUGUCGUACACUUAUACGUAGAAUGUCACCCCCGUCACCCACCCCUGGCGUCGACACACACACACGCACGCACAUUGUGAAAUGUUCACCAGUGUCAGUUUAACACGCAGGCUUUCGCGACCAAUAACCACCAUCGUCAGGCAACAGCCGCAUUUGUGUUUCACCGAUGCAUUGACACUUGUGUUGUUUGUUCAAGGCUGUCGGCGCCAUCGGUUAGUCAACGGCGAAGUCGCGAGUCUCGGCAGCCCAGUCCAAAUUCGUUCAUCAGCCCCCGCACGACCACAGCUAUAUCCGAGAUACGCAACACCAACGCAGCAAUGAACGGUGGUGUACAGAUACGAGACGAAGAUUCCCCCCCCCCCCCGUAUAGCCUUGACAUACUGUCGGGCGGGGCACGUGCUGUUAGCGAGCAGCUCCUAUGAAGGCCGACACCACGCACCCUCGCCCCCACCGCCUUUGUUUGCCGAGUGGCGAUGUUUGCAGAUUGCACCAGGUACGCAUUGGAGGCCGAGCCAACCCAUGGAGGGGGCCCAAGACCGGUUCAGAUAAUCGUCAAUCUCAGAUACAGGACUGCGCACGCACGGCUAAAGCAACACGGAGUGAGAUGGGGAAGCUCAAUGAUUUAAAGAGUAAAAAAAAAACAUUAAACUGCACCUCGUUUGGUUAAAUUCCAUUUCCGAGAAUUCGGAUUGUGUAGUUUGACCGUCAUGCCACGGACAUUACUCCCGGUGCCAAAUCGCGUGGGCGAGUGCUGCCCGCCACUGGGCGAGGAGCAGGGGUCACCUGAAGGGAUCUCGGAACUAGUUCUGCGGUGUCCGCUUCCCUGGGCCCGUUCGUCUGAUAUCGAGUUUGCACUGCCCUGAGAGGAGUUGCUAAUGGACGCGGCAUCGCGCGACGUGGAUGCCGACGGAAGUAUUUUGAAGUCCAUCCUUUGAGAUGCCAAUUCUCUCCACGAUCUUAAUGUCCUGGGCUUCUCCGGUCCUCGCCGAUCGAUGCCUCCGUUUCGAUCUGUAAAACUGCUUCCGUGUAAAUUGCAAAGGGGGGGGGGAGGGGGGGCCGGUUUGAGGAGGUUGACCCUGGGGGGGUCACAAAUGAAAUCCGGUCCACAUUUUUGCGCAGGCCGUACGAGUCUCACGGGAGACUCCGAAUCCUUGACACGCCGUGCACCACCCCGCCCCCCUCCCCCCCCGGGGCAUUGGAACCGUGCGUUGGGGGAACAAAACCGUGCGAUGGAUCGAAAUUCGAGGGGAACCCGGAGUCUCGGCUUAACUCCCAAAAAAUAUUUGCACAAAAAAAACAUUCCACACACUAUUAAAGCGAACAGCUGUUAGAUGGAUUCCUCUUUUGGAUGGGGGGGUCGGGAGGUUUGUUUCUUCUUCACAAAUUCUCUUUGCUCGUUUGGGUUUUUUUUGGGGGGGGGGGGAGUCCAAAUCCCCCCCAAAUGAGGUCAUUUCCACCUCCUCUCAAGGCCCCCCUCCCUCCCAGACUCCGCUUUAAGCGUUGCGCAGACCGCUCGCUCGCUCUGACCCUGAAGGACCCACCCCAGGAUCUGGCUCGCUAACGCCACGUCGUGGUCCCGUGUGGACCUCCAAGACGACUUAAUGCGUUCCUUGUGUGUGUGUGUGUACCGUAUUAUACAAUACCCGAGUCUGUGGUUGUUUGAUCACGUGAGGAAUCGGCGUUUGCCGAGAGGCGUAACGGUUUGGCGAGCUGUGCACAAGUCGUGAAUUAAACGUGGCCAUAGUGAAAUGUU